AUGUUGGAAAAAGUUGCACAAGUCUCACAGUUCAAGAAUAUCCUGCGAGAAUUUCCCAAGAACACGAAAUUUUGCUUUGCUUAUGGUUCUGGUGUGUUCAAACAGAAAAGCGAUCCAGCUAGUAACAUGCUGGACCUUAUAUUUUGUGUCCGUAAUCCUUAUCAAUGGCAUGCUGAGAAUAUGUCCAAGAAUCCUGAUCAUUAUGCUCAGCCAAUGAAAUUUCUAGGACACAAAGCUGUUUCAAAAGUACAGGAGCACUGGGGUGCUAAAAUUUAUUACAAUACUUUGAUCACAACCACUGAAGGAAGGAAUAUUAAGUACGGAGUAAUCUCAGAAAUAUCUUUGGUCGAAGAUUUGCUUGACUGGAAUGUGCUAUAUUUAGCUGGCAGAUUACAUAAACCUGUAGAAAUUAUAGUGGAACCAGAUGAGAAUUCACAAAUAAGGACUGCUUUGAGGUAG
This is a messenger RNA of Phymastichus coffea, 459 nucleotides long. Its product is annotated as phosphatidate cytidylyltransferase, mitochondrial-like. Gene Ontology annotation, cellular component: mitochondrion. Lineage: Eukaryota; Metazoa; Arthropoda; Insecta; Hymenoptera; Eulophidae. Gene Ontology annotation, molecular function: phosphatidate cytidylyltransferase activity. Gene Ontology annotation, biological process: CDP-diacylglycerol biosynthetic process; cardiolipin biosynthetic process. The transcript has 2 exons. The record is from RefSeq and is a predicted model, not a curated record. The coding region runs from base 1 to 459 and encodes 152 amino acids.